Stylonychia lemnae is the source of this 417-nucleotide messenger RNA. NCBI's taxonomy places the organism in Eukaryota, Ciliophora, Spirotrichea, Sporadotrichida, Oxytrichidae. The record is from the annotation of a GenBank genome assembly.
AUGCACAGAAGAGGUAAUUUGAAUUAGUUUAUCGAUGAGAGAAGAUCUUUAAGCAGAAAGAAAGAUGAGGAAAUAUUUGAUUUGAACAAGCGGAUUUAGGAAUUAGAAAAGGAAAAUAAAAAGCAUAAAGAUCUGCUAGAAAAAUUGGAACAAAAAAUUACAAUUGAUAAUAAAUAGACGAAAGAAUUAUCACCUAUUAGAAGAGAUGAUAUCAUGGGAUCAGUUGUUAGUUAAAAUUUCCUUGAAGAUGAGGAAAUAAAUAAGAUUUUAAGUCAAAAAAGCAGACUUCCAAGUUCUUCAGAAAAUAACCUUAUACUGGUGGAUUUUGCUGAUGAGCCUAAAAAUUUACAAAUAGCAAAAGAAUCGAGAAAGUUUCACAAAAUUAAGAAAAAUUGGAAAAUGAUAAGAAAAGGCUGA